This is a messenger RNA of Lates calcarifer (barramundi perch), 6505 nucleotides long. It is a transcript of the gene coro2aa, whose product is annotated as coronin 2Aa. Gene Ontology annotation, molecular function: actin filament binding. Bases 339 to 1907 code for a protein of 522 amino acids. Gene Ontology annotation, biological process: actin filament organization. The record is from RefSeq and is a predicted model, not a curated record. NCBI's taxonomy places the organism in Eukaryota, Metazoa, Chordata, Actinopteri, Centropomidae. The transcript is spliced from 12 exons.
UUCUCCCGCUGCUUGUUCACACACGCUCUCGUCUUCAUGCUGCACACACACACACCCACCGUGUGCUCUGACCGUCUGAUCAUCAGAAAGGAAGCUGGGUCAGGAGGACGCUCCGGACUCCACUGUAGGAUUUAAACCAGGCCUGUUGUGUUGUAGUUUGUGUUAGUGUUGUUAUGCAUGUGUGAGCUCCAUGUGUUUGAGAUAAAGCAGGAGUGAUUGUUAUUUUAUUCUUUGGAGGAUUCUUCAGUCUUUUUCCUGACACUCAGACACAGAGUCGUAACUUUUCCUCAGGACCUGCUGCAAUUUCCUCUCGUGUCAGUGACAACUCAGUCGACAGGAUGACAUGGCGUCCUCAGUACCGCAGCUCCAAGUUCCGCCACGUAUUCGGUAAGGCCGCCACCAAGGAGAGCUGCUACGAUGGUGUGCCGAUCACGCGCAGCGUUCAGGACAACAACUUCUGUGCUGUCAAUCCUCGUUUCCUGGCAGUCAUCACUGAGUGUGCCGGGGGAGGGGCCUUCCUGGUCCUGUCUGUCCAUCAUAGAGGUAAAGUGGACCCUCACCACCCCAGAGUCUCAGGCCACAGAGGAAAUGUGUUGGACAUCAAGUGGAAUCCAUUCAAUGACUGGUGCAUCGCCUCGGGCUCUGAGGACACUACGGUGAAAGUGUGGGAGAUCCCUCCUCAUGGUGUACUGAAGAACCUGACGGUACCAUGGAAGGAGCUGCAGGGUCACAGCCGCAGAGUCAGCCUCAUCGAGUGGCACCCGACCGCCAACAACAUCCUCUUCAGUACAGCUUACGACUACCAGGUAAUGAUCUGGAACCUGGACUGUCCAGAGCAGGUGAUAAAGAACCCGGUCCGGACCAUCAGCCACCACACAGACGUGGUCCUCUCCAUGUCUUUCAACACAGACUGCAGCCUCCUGGCCACCACCUGCAAGGACAGGAAGGUCCGCCUGAUGGAGCCGCGCUCAGGAAACCUGCUGAGGGAAGCCAACUGUAAGACACACAAAGCCAGUAAGGUGCUGAUCCUGGGAAACAUGAAGAUGCUCCUGACCACAGGAACAUCACGCUGGAAUGAACGGCAGAUCGCUCUGUGGGAUCAGGACGACCUGUCUGUGCCUUUGUUAGAGGAGAACCUGGACGGUUCAUCAGGAGUCCUCUUCCCUUUCUACGACCCUGACACACACAUGCUCUACCUGGCUGGAAAGGGUGAUGGGAAUAUCAGGUACUAUGAGAUCAGCUCAGAAAAACCGUACAUCCACUUCCUGACAGAGUACCGCUCACACUUACCUCAGAAAGGAAUGGGUGUGAUGCCAAAGAGAGGCCUGGAUGUGAGCUCCUGUGAGGUGUUCAGGUUCUACAAACUGGUGACAAUCAAAAGUCUCAUUGAGCCUCUGUCCAUGAUCGUACCCCGCAGGUCGGAGUCGUAUCAAGAAGACCUCUACCCAAUGACAGCUGGUUACAAACCUGCUCUGACUGCAGACGAGUGGCUCAGUGGCAUCAACAAAGGCCCGGUGCUGAUGUCUCUGAAGCCCGGCAGUCAGAUAGCAGAUUCGUAUUCAGAGAUGAGUAAAGGGACGGGAAACUCACUGGACACUCGCAGGUCCCAGAGCAGACCGGGCAUGCUACAGCUACAAUACAUUCAGGACCAGAUGGGAACCAAAGACAGCAAAGAGGACGGUGACCAUGCAGACGACGACAGGAGCCGGAUGCCCGUCAGCAACGGAGAAGACCUCGCACUCUGCUCUCCUCCGAGGACAGAGAACGAGCUGCGUCUGAAGUUCCACAGGCAGCAGGAGGAGAUCCGCCGUCUGAGGGAGCUACUCAACCAGAGAGACGUACGCAUCAAACAGCUGGAGCUGGAGAUUAAGAACAUCAAAAACUCCCAGCCUCAGGGCUCACUUUAAGAUUCACCUCCACCUCUUCACGGGGACACGACUUCCUGUUUUUUUUUCACAGCAUCACACUGUUUGCAGGGUCCUGACUCAGCUCUUCUCCUUCGUCGAUCCCCCCCAGCCCCCACAGUCACUGCACAGGGGUGAUUUAAACCUCCACUUUGUGUUUGCAUCUGUCUUUUUGUCAAUUCUACACAGGGUGUACAUAUUCUCUGUUCCUGUACAUACACUCUAACUCUGUGUCUCACCCAGCUCUAACACAUUUUAAACACUUUGCACCUUCUGACCUCUCCCCUGUUUCUUUUGUACGCUUCACAGCUCUAUGCAAGUUUGUCAGUUUUAGCUUUUUUAUGCUCUUUGUAGUAGAGAGAUAAAGGCUGUGUGUGCUUGUCCUGACUGACUGAUGUGUGUGUUUGUGUGCUGUCUGAGAGUUGUUGCAGGGCAGGAGCAGACAUCCUGUGUGAUUGUAAUGAUAACGCAGAUUUUAUUUUCUAUGCUUGGUGAUUGUUUUUUUAAUUUGUUUAAACUACUGUAAGUGGAGGCGGCUGGAGUUUAACAGUACGUGUGUUUGAAUGAGAGUGAGAUAAAUGAUAAUAUCAUGACCCCAGCUGUGUUCUGCCGUUCCACUGAGCUGCAUUUGUUUUAUUUUUAUUUUUGAACGACUGGAAAAUUGGUGAGAAAUCGAUCUGAUUCACAGCAGCUAUUGUUCAAGCCAAUCCUGUAACUGAUGCCAUGUAGCAGUUUGAUCUUAACUUUUAUAUUUAUUUUGAAAUACAGGCAAAGAAAACACAGUUUAAUCAAGUACUUGAUUUUGUUAUUUUGGGAAAUACAGUCAGUCAGACAGUUUAAAGGCUGCGUUCUUUGUCCUGAUGUGAAGUCACUGUGAAGAAAUGGGUUAAAGCCAUUGUAGAGUCUGAACACUGCACCACUCAGUUAGCUUCUGUUCCACUGCUGUUUCAGGUUUUCAGCGUAUUUUCCCAUAGAGUGACUUUUUAUUCCUCUUUGUUAAUACUGAGGUUUUCUGUUCACUCUCGCUGCUCUUCACCUCUUUAGUAGGUACACCUGUACAAUCUGAUGCAGUCCAAUACAACAGCUCUGACAUCAACUGUAUUUUUACUGAGCUUAUUUAUUUAUUUAUUUAUCUGACAUUGACAGAAAGGUGAUAAUUCUACUCUAUGUUUAUUACUGAGGUUGUAGUGGGUGGUGGUGUCCUGGCUUUAUACUGAGAGGUGUUUCUAAUAUUUUGUCCACCGCAAGUGGCCGGUGAGUGUAAAUAUACUGUCAGAGAUAUUUUACUGUUCACACUGUGGAAACGAUUCCUUUAAUAUUUUAUCCAUGUGAGCAGCUAAAGUUCAUUGAUCCACUGAAAUUUCUCAAUAUAUUCAAGAUAAACUGGAGCAAAAUGUAGUCUAGACUUUCAUGUUCCCUGAUGUCACUGCCUAAUGACCUGAAUUUUUCUGUAGCGCCACCAUGAGGUUGACAUUUGGGGAUUUGAGUCAGUUGUCUCCAGAACUUCUACAUGGACUAGACUGUGUAGAAUGAACUGUUAAGGUCAACCUUUCAGCCAAUAACAUUAAUGAUAAGUCUCUUUGAACAACUACAGCUCAGUGAGCAAAAUUCAUAUGCUCAUUAAAGCUUUGUGAUAUGACUGAAAGCUCCAAAACUAGCGAGUAAGUGGACCUUGAGUGCAUAUUCUCUCAAAAUGAUACUACAGCUCAGAUUUAACUUGCUAGUAUAGAUAAUCAUUUUCACAGAAAAUCCCAGUGUGACAUUUCAUCUUCUUCUGUGAGAAAAUACACUGUCUGUAUGAGUCCAGUGGAGCAGAAGUAAACUAAAAGAGGCUGCAGGUUUUUAUCUCGAACAUUUGAAAGGGAGCUCCUAAAUGUUUCUUAGCUAUAAUCUUUUAAAGUAACCACAGCAGGCUUAAAGACAGUAAACUGUACAUUUACACUGAGCAUUCCUUCUAAUGACUUGUAGAGAUGUGUUUUCCCUCAGGGAAUUUCUGAGUGGUCUUCAUAGUUUCUGCCGUGGUGCAGUCAGACCUGUUCCUCAUAUCCUUGCUUUCAGAACUGGGACAGUUGAUUUUGACCUGAAUUUUUUCAAAAGCAUAAGAACAAGAAAACAUUCCCUGUCUCUCACCAACAUGUUGAGAGAAACAAUACGCUGAUAGACGCGUAAAUAUGCACAGAUGUCACUGCAGAUAUUGGGUAACACAUGCAGUGUAGGGUACAGUAUGAAUGACAGUGCAUGUCUGUAUUUAUGUAGAGGCACAGGCACCAUAAUGAUAUUCUAGAUUUGGCUUACGUUUCAUGGCCACUUGUGGGAAAAAAAAAAGGGGUAACAGGUGGAAACUGCCACAGCAACCCACACCACAGACACACACACUCACAGACACACUGCUUUCAAUACAACAGUGCUGUGUGACCCCACUGACCUCUGUCAGGAUGGUUCUAGCACAGCUUCAUCCUGGGCUGACUUUUGUCCAGGAGCAGCGACGCCCAGCCAGGGUAAACUCUGACCCCCACUGCUGUUAGAGGACAUGUUUCAACACAUCAGCUGCUGUUUUUUACAGUUGGUUAGUGGCUGAUUAGGCUGUUUGUUCACGUUAAACAGUUUUAGGUAACAGGUUUCACUCACAGAACCACUUCAAACACUUUAAUCACGUCAGUGUCUCCCAUUCAAAUGGAUUAUUCCCCACGCAAAAAUUAUUUUAUUUAUAUUUUUAUUUUCAUACGUCUGCCCGGAAGUAAAACAAAUGCCAAAAAUGUGCAUGUAAAAAACAAUAACUGGUUAGCUUAAGUAGUCAGUGCUAGAUCAUCAUUUUAUACCACAAAUAAUAAUAAAUUCUUAGCCUGUCACUGGUUAAAUAAGAAUAGCAGCUGACAUUAAUGUGUCUUCUGUCCCAUUUCACUCACAACUGUGUGUCCACUUAUAGCUGAAUUUGACUGAUCUGAUAUUAUACACUUAUUCACUGACAGCCCUCAGUAAGUGGAGUUCACACAAUUUUAAAAUUCAUUUCGUAAAGAGAUUUUCUGCAGAGUCAGGCCUGUCUUAUUUCUGCUCUUACAUCAGUCUGAUGCACUUAAAACUGUUUCACUUAAAUAAAGAUGGACUUAUUUUAAACCCUAAAAAAUUAGCCUCCCGACCCCAAAGCUAACUCUUGAGCCAAGUUUCCAUGGUAACCGUCUGUGAGACACGCUGACCUAUGGCAGCAGUGGCUCGUUUAAUGUUAACAUCUUCGUCAUCACAUCACAUCUUUAAGCUCUUCCUGUUUUAGGAGUUUUACUUUGAAUAUUUCUGUUUUUGCAUCUUGUACCAUGUUCCUGAAGUGGAGUGGUUUGCCACAGUCUGCUCAGUCAUGUUAGUUAGUUCAACAAAAGUCUUAACUUUCCCAGAAUGAAUGAACUAAACAGCUUUGUGCAAUGGAUGAAUCUGAAGUCUAAAGUCUGUAAAGCAACAGAGGAAAAAGCUCUGAUUGUACUGAAACGAACAAGAGAAAGAAUUGUUCCUCCUCCAAUAGUUACAUGGUGUUUCUUCAAAAUUGCUAUAUUUGUAAUGUGGAUUAUUUCUCCAGCCUGUGAAAUCAGCUGUAUAAUGUCUGUGGAGGCAGUUCUGAUAACGGCGUCCAUGUCAUCUCAGAUUAGACUUGGUGCCUACAAAUUUUAGUAAGUCUGUGAGAGGAGUUUGGACAUUGAUGUUUACUAAUGAAAAGAUGCUAAUUGUUGCAUCAGGGGAAGUGUAGGCCUGACUUAUAUUAGAGACCAAAUGUCAGGACAUCUCUGCUUUUGCUGCAUCGAUUUUGACCAUACCUUUUAAAAUCUCUGUCCCAUGAGCCCCCUACUUAAUUUAAGGUCAAUAAUAAAUUACUGGAGAACUCUUUAAGCUGAUGAAUGGUUGAAUCUGAUUCUAUGUUUUGGGAGAAAUUGCACUGACUGCAGCUACUGUCAAAAUGAUCAUCUCACUGCCAACCACACCCAGUCAUAUCCUUUAAUUCUCCUGGUGUAUUAUCAUUAUUUGGACUAGUGCAAAUAGAGAAUAAUAACAACAUACAGUGAUCAUACAUUGAUGUGAAUUAUUGACAAUCGGCAGUGUGUUGUUUUGUCAAAGGCACCAAGUUUUAUGAAUGAAUCAUCACAGUGUUAUGGUUCAGUGAUUACUGCUUUACAGAAAACGGUUAGUAGUUCAACGCUGCAGAUGAUCAUUAUUCUGUUCCUGUUAUGGCCAAUACCAAGUCCUCACAACAAAGAAAAACCUCGCAACAAACCAAAUGAGAACACAACACUAUCAUUGUAUCUUCUCAGUUUUAAAGCUACACUCUGACAGUCACUGACGUUAUAAUGGAGCAAUAAUGUAGCUGCAGAGUUAACUGUCUGAACAUGUCUGACUUAUUAAACUAUUUCAUCUGAGGAUUGUUGCUGGGUUCAUAUGAGCCUCACUGUGCCUGACUUAGAUGCUUUUUUAAAUGCAAUUAUUGUGAUGUCUUCAAAUGUAUUUAGUAAAAACUGAAAUAAGAUUUUAUCCCACUUCUUUUAAUAUUGUUUCUAAAACAUGUAAAAAAAUAUAUAUAUGUUAAUCACACAAAGUAUGAUUAAAUUUAUCUGGGAAAUCCA